Aspergillus clavatus NRRL 1 is the source of this 618-nucleotide messenger RNA. RefSeq names its product Rab family GTPase YPT7 (gene rab7). The coding region runs from base 1 to 618 and encodes 205 amino acids. NCBI's taxonomy places the organism in Eukaryota, Fungi, Ascomycota, Eurotiomycetes, Eurotiales, Aspergillaceae. The record is from RefSeq and is a predicted model, not a curated record. The transcript is spliced from 6 exons. Gene Ontology annotation, cellular component: vacuole; late endosome; fungal-type vacuole membrane. Gene Ontology annotation, biological process: regulation of vacuole fusion, non-autophagic. Gene Ontology annotation, molecular function: GTPase activity; GTP binding.
AUGGCAUCACGGAAGAAGGUCUUGCUGAAGGUGAUCAUCCUGGGUGAUAGCGGUGUCGGCAAAACGAGUUUGAUGAACCAAUAUGUCAACAAGAAGUUUAGCGCAAGCUACAAGGCCACUAUCGGCGCUGAUUUUCUUACAAAAGAGGUGCUCGUCGAUGAUCGGUUGGUGACAAUGCAGAUUUGGGAUACCGCCGGCCAAGAACGGUUUCAAUCUCUGGGUGUUGCAUUUUAUCGAGGCGCAGAUUGCUGUGUGCUGGUAUAUGACGUGAAUAAUUCCAAGAGUUUUGAAGCCCUUGAUAGCUGGCGCGAUGAGUUCCUGAUCCAGGCCAGCCCGCGCGAUCCAGAGAAUUUCCCCUUCGUGGUAAUUGGCAACAAGAUUGAUGUAGAAGAGAGCAAGCGGAUGAUCUCAUCAAAGCGAGCCAUGACAUUCUGCCAAUCCAAGGGAAACAUUCCUUACUUCGAGACCAGCGCCAAAGAAGCAGUCAAUGUUGAACAGGCGUUCGAGGUCAUUGCCCGAAGCGCCUUGGCUCAAGAAGAGGCAGAGGAGUUCAAUGGCGAAUUCAGCGACCCUAUCAACAUCCACCUGGAUAGUGAUCGCGAUGGAUGUGCCUGUUGA